Messenger RNA from Aureobasidium pullulans EXF-150, 4269 nucleotides. RefSeq names its product ras GEF. Gene Ontology annotation, cellular component: plasma membrane. The coding region runs from base 398 to 3973 and encodes 1191 amino acids. The transcript has a single exon. Gene Ontology annotation, biological process: Ras protein signal transduction; positive regulation of GTPase activity. The record is from RefSeq and is a predicted model, not a curated record. Gene Ontology annotation, molecular function: protein binding; guanyl-nucleotide exchange factor activity. Lineage: Eukaryota; Fungi; Ascomycota; Dothideomycetes; Dothideales; Saccotheciaceae.
AAAGGUCGCACAAUCUGUGGGGACUUCCCUUGCGUCACUACCCCUCGACUCACUCAUUCGACCUUUAUCCAUUGCAGUUUGGCAGUGACCAAGAUCUCUUGAAAGCCAGACGCCAUUUCCCCGGUUCGCAUUCCACGAGAUCUUACAACAAACAUAGUCCUCUUGUUCAACUCGAACAUAUCAUCUCUCGCCUGCUGCAUCCACUGGAAUGGCUAUAGUCCCACGCUAGACGCAGCAUCUCUUGAUUUACGCCACCCUUGCACACACCCGAACGGCAUGCCUGCGAAGCCAGAUACCAUUUCACGAUUGUCAGGUACAACAAACGAGUGCGGGUUGAGGUAAUCCUUUUGCAUCUACACCAGUACAGCUGUAUAGUCAGCCAAACCUGGUCCAGAUCAUGGCUGAACUCAAGGACAUAACCUACUCAUCCGAGGAGGCAGAUGCUGGACUCGAGCGCCAACCUUUAACACCUCCCAUCAAUCGCAAAUACCUCCGAGCCAGCCACGACUACCAGCCCGAGCAUACCACCAUAUCCGGCUCUUCAGGUGGCGUCUCUAUCACUGCGCCUCUGCGAGAAGGCGACAUCGUAUUGAUACACCUCACCCACGAGAAUGGCUGGGCCGAUGGCACCAUACUCUCGACAGGAACACGGGGCUGGAUACCAACAAACUACUGCCAGGUCUAUGAUCCGCGACCAAUCCGCUCCCUCCUCCAUGCAUUGACUCGGAUGUGGGAUUAUCUGAGCUUAGGCGUCAACGAUGAAGCACUGUUUGAAGACAGACAGGACUACGUUCAGGGCCUGGUGGCUGGUGUUCGACGCUUGCUUGAGCACUGCGAUUGCUUGCACAGAGACGAUAGUCUGAUCAAAAAACAUGUUGCCUUGCGACGGACACGGAAGAGUCUCCUGGCAGAUCUCUCAACCCUGCUGAAGAACCGCGAGGACAUACACAAUACCUUCUCCGACUCUUCCGACUUGGUCGCAUGGUCUGCUGUCGACCAGCACCUGUCCAAUGCUUUCAAAGUUGUGUGCAGAGCGGCCAGGUUCCUUGACAUUUGGGCUCAGAGCACAUCUCCGAGACACAAACGAUCGAGCAUGCGUUACAGCGAGGCCUUUGAAAGCCCUCGGACAGCAAGAGCCUCUUUACAUGCGGGACUCUCACUCUCUCCACUUGCAGAUGUCGAUGAACAUGCCGCCGAGCCGAACCAUGAUAACUCUGUCAAAAACACUCCAAAGUUUCAGCUCACGGUCCUCGAGUACGACGAGACGGCCCAGAGCGCGAAGAUAGUCGACGAACAAUCUGGUCUGGACAUAAGCUCAGAGAGGCUCCAUCACAUGUUCUUGUAUGGUCCUUCCUCACCGGCUCGGUCUCCGCCUAUCGCCCUUAAAGCGAAGCCCACAAUCGUGAACGCGUUCGCUCUGACCGAAGGCAUCGUGUCUGAUCUCGCGUCUGAACGUCUUACAGCCGCGCAUGAGCAAUUCUUGGGCGACAUCGGUGCCUUCAUUGGUCUCCAUCUGCAGUCUAGGACAUCUCUCGAUUUGGCAACAACGACGCGGCUUUCUAUCAAGGCAGCCAAGGAUCUAUUGCUGGUUGUUAGCGAAAUAUCAGCACGCAACCCCAGUCGAUCUCAAGGCAUCGUAUUGGCCUCCGAGAACAUGAGGAUGAAAUUAGCGACGCUUGCAGAGACUGCGAACCGCUUGUGCAGGAUUCCCGUAGACCAAGAUGACCCGGAAAUUAUAGGAAUUGUGGGCCCCGAGGAUGGUCGAGGACUUGUGACUGCCGCGACCGCUUGCGUCCGAGCGGCAGGUGACUGCACUGCAAAGUCGCGAAAGUUUCUCGACCAUAUAAUUGGCGACUUCUUCCUCUCAUCAAUCAACACCCAGGAUCAACAUCACAAUUCUAGCCCUGUCUAUACAAUCACGCCACCUGUGGAGAUUGUUCCUGGAGAUUAUUCGGAAGUCACUCCCGGUGCCGCUGACCCGCAACAUCGCGAUUCAGCCGAGUGCAAACUCUCAAUACGAGACUUACCACAGAGGCCUGCGUGUCUAUUGCGCUCAGCGACCGAUGAUACCAACAACUUCACUCUCUCUACGGUCUUUCCGGAUGGAAACAUGAGAAGACCGGAUUCUUCUCCACCACUGAUAAAAUGUGAAUCGCCGACAUCACCGACUUCCCCAACCUCGUCUGAGCCACCAUUGCAACCACCACCUCCUGCAAAUGAGUCACCGGAACACUACCAACAGGAUAACAAGGAGCAUUGGACCCCACCUGAUCGGAAAGGUAGUCUGGGAAUGUCUGUACCGGAGAGCUCCAGUGCCUAUCAAGACAGCCUGAGAAACUCAAUCGGCAGUGUUACUUCACCAACAUCGACAAGGGCCACAACGCCUGAUCGAUGCCAACGACAUAUUCGUGCCAACCCCAGUCUUUGUACGUAUGGCAGUGCGUUGAGUAUUGCAACAAGUGCCGAUGGCAGUGAUCACGAUGCGGAGGUUCUGAUAAGAUCACACGCCCAUGAAUUGCUGUACAACAAAGAAGGACAAGUUGUUGGCGGCACUCUAGCAGCUCUUGUCGAGAAGCUUACAAGUCAGCAUGCUCCUCCAGAACCUGAGUACAACAUAGCAUUCCUACUCACGUUCCGGCUUUUCACGGACGGUGUCGAAUUGGCACAAACAUUGGUCACUCGAUUCGAGUACGCUGGAGACUGCAAUACUGACAGCUCUCCUGCACGUCUGAGGGUGUAUAAUUUCUUCAAGACCUGGCUCGAGUCUCACUACCUGGCUGAAAGUGAUGCACCUGCCUUGAAAAUCAUUCACUCUUUUGCAGUCGACCAGCUGAGUCCUCAGUUCUCCGGACCAGGCAAACGAUUGGCUGAACUAGCCAAGAAAGCAUCUCAGGUGAAGCCUUCAAGCACCACAAGCCAGCUGGUCUCUGCCGUCGGCAAAACAUGUGUCUCUUUGGGCACCGACUAUGAAAAGACUAUCAUCCCUCACGCCAACAUCAACAAAGAGCAGCUGUAUCUUCUUAUGGGUGGUGUCUCUACCAAGAAGUUCACCCUCCUGGAUUUGGACGCCGUCGAGGUUGCUAGACAACUCACUGUUAUGGAAUCGAGGAUAUUCUGUGCCAUACAGCCUCAUGAGUUACUUGGCCUCGAGUGGACGAAGAAGAACGGUCGCGCAAAGCACGUUCUGGCUAUGUCGAAAUUCUCGACAAAUCUCACAAACCUUGUUGUCGACACCAUUCUUGCAGCUGACCAGACCAAGAAGCGGGUAGCCAUCUUGAAGCACUGGAUCAAGAUUGCGAAACUUUGCCUCGACAUCGACAAUUACUCUGCUUUGAUGGCAAUUGCAUGUUCCCUCACAACGUCGGCCGUUGCACGACUUCGCCAAACAUGGGACCAACUUUCAGCCAAGACAAUUGCCACCUUCAAUGAGAUCAAAGUGAUUGUUGAUGUAUCACGCAACUAUGCUGUCCUUCGACACCGUUUGCAGACUCCAAAAGCUCCUUGUCUGCCAUUCGUGGGCAUGUAUCUUACCGACCUUACCUUUGUGGAUGCUGGCAAUUCGAACACACGUCCGUUGCCGAACGGGGACGAAGAGGGGGUCGAGUCGAAAACGGUGAUCAAUUUCGACAAACACAUGCGCUCUGCAAGAGUGGUCAGUCAUCUACAACGCUAUCAGGUCCCCUAUCGUCUCCAGCAUGUGCGAGAGAUCCAGGACUGGCUGAAAACACAACUUGACCGGGUGAACAAGAGCGAUCAAUGCACUGUGAUGAGCUUCUGGCGUCGCAGUCAAGCAGUGGAAGCUCGCAGUAAUGGCGAAGAACGUCGAGAAUCAACCGAAGAGAAGGAGAAAAUGUUCAGCAGUGGCUUUGUGGGCAGUAUGCUCAGACCGAAGAACAAAGCGAGCGUAUCAUCCGGACUCAACGCUUUCCUGCACCGAGUCAAGACCGGCGGAUCAACUCACAGCACUGAAUGAGGACGACGCGAUGAGAACAUUUCAUCUUCUCGCUACUAGAAUAAGAAAAGAGACGGACAUGCACAACGCGAACGAGCAUGACAUUAUGGAAUAUACCACUUUCUUUUGGAUUGGCUGGGUGGAGCUUUAGCGAAGAAGAGGAGGGAACAUGAUUUUUUUUAUGCUUACAGUAUCAAUCGACAAGGUGGGAAAGCAGAGUUAAGCAAGAUAUUGUACAUAGUAGCUUAGACGCACCGCUUUAUUAGCAUGAUCAACGACUCUCGUAUGUUUACACAGAUGCAAAUAUUAUCCCGCCU